CUUUGGUGUUUGUUUAUUGAGGUGGCUGGAUCUUCUAAUCAGUUGGGGCACAAGAAACCCAGCCAGACCUCCCUCUGCAGAUGCAUGGAAAAUUUUAAAAGCAGAGCUUAGCAUGGUUCGUUUGUGUGACGAUAGUGGAUGAAGGAUUCCUCCUGCUCGUCCUCCUUGUCGGCGGCGGGCCUCGUCGACACCUCACCCACCGUCUUCACCAUGCUCGACCACCCAGCCGACCUCGCCCGCGCAUCAGCCACCAUCUUCACCAUGCUGGAUGACCCCGCCGACAUCGCCCGCGCAUCCGCCGUCUCACACUCCUGGCGUCAAUUCGUUAUUGCCAACCAGUUCAGCAAGCUGCAGUGCCUACGGGCCUGCCCGGAGGUGUCCACCUUCAUGCACGUCGAUGUCACCACCUCCGGCUCCAGCACCACCACCACCACACGCCAGGAUCAGCUCGACCGGGAACACAGGGCGUACACACACCUCGCCCACGGCCUCCUCUCGCCGUACAAGCCAAGGGACUGCAUCAUCCACUGCAUCGGCGCGUCCAGCACUGACGAAUUCCCCAUGGAGACCAUCGAGAACACCCUUCACCGCCUCGACCAGCUCAACUUUAGACCCUGCUACUGGUCCAGCCGCGGCAACAGGGAUCCCGCCGCGCCCGAGUGCCUCAUAUACAGGCUCCAGGCGGAUCUGUGCCUCGUCGAUGAGAUCAAGAUGAAGCCCUACAAAGCACUUUUCCAGAUUGGUGACCCGAUAUAUUCGGCAAAGAGCAUCCGGUUCCAGAUGGGCUAUCCAAGGUCACCGCUACGCCCUGAAGCACUUGUGUGUGAUGAAAAUGAGGGACAGUUAAUUGACGACAGAAACUAUGUCUGGACCUACACAUCUCCAGAAUUUCCAGUGCUGCAGGAAGAUGUUCUGCAAUCUUUCAAGUUACCACGCCAGGUUCUUUGUAUUGGUGGGGUGGUGAAGGUUGAGCUUCUUGGGAGAGCUCAGAAGCAGGCAAUUGAUGGUCUCUACUACGUGUGUGUGUCUCAUGUCCAAAUACUGGGGAAGCCACUGUCACGAGAGCUCGGGGUUGUUCCUCGUGGAAACGGCCUAGUCCUGAAUUACUAUCUGGAUCCCCGCCAGCGAGUCAUCAGGGGAUGAUGCCGCAGCAGGUGGCAUAGCUUGGCGUCGAGGAUCUGGCAUUCUAGAACUGCGCGAGGGAUUGGAGGGCUGAACCAAACGCUGUUGAGCAGCCUGCUCGGUGCUCCAUUGCUACUUGUGGUCGUAGCCGACGAAUCAGAGGAGGUGGAUCUUCCUUAGAAGAAGAGCAAUAAUUAUAUAUUUUUGGAUUUGAUCCUCGAGAAAAGAAACAUAUGAUAGUUACUGCUACAUACAUAUAAACACCUUGAUUUUCAUCCCUCCAAUGGAGAAAAGACUGGUUGCCCUUUGUGGUGCUGUGAGAAAAGUACUUUGCUUGUAACAGAAGACAACACAAUUCUCCGAAAAGGAGGAAUGCCCCGGA
Triticum aestivum (bread wheat) is the source of this 1504-nucleotide messenger RNA. Its product is annotated as F-box protein At4g00755. The record is from RefSeq and is a predicted model, not a curated record. Gene Ontology annotation, molecular function: protein binding. Bases 139 to 1143 code for a protein of 334 amino acids. NCBI's taxonomy places the organism in Eukaryota, Viridiplantae, Streptophyta, Magnoliopsida, Poales, Poaceae. The transcript is spliced from 6 exons.